Messenger RNA from Coffea eugenioides, 1604 nucleotides. Its product is annotated as protein CDI-like. The record is from RefSeq and is a predicted model, not a curated record. The transcript is spliced from 3 exons. The coding region runs from base 333 to 1226 and encodes 297 amino acids. NCBI's taxonomy places the organism in Eukaryota, Viridiplantae, Streptophyta, Magnoliopsida, Gentianales, Rubiaceae.
UUUCACGUCAUCUAGAAUUCAUCCACAAGACCGCCGGCACGCGCAGCGGAAUUACCAUUUACAGCCACGCAAAAUCCCCGUGCCGACACAUGUUUGACAACUGUAAAGAUGCCUUCCUUCAAUUCUUGUGCCUUCCCCCCAUCCCCUCCUGAUUUCCUCCACGCCGAAGACAUCAAUGCCCCUAAAUUUCCGCGUUCCCUCUCUUACUUCCUUAGACUCGUUUUCUCCACCCCACAGACCAAAAUUCUCACUCUUUUUCCAUUUUCAGGUCCAUCCCAGAUCUAGAAGAUCCAAUUCUUCCAAGAAGGAGUGAAAAUCUUGGAAAAACGGUAAUGUCUACAUUGGUGGCAGAAACGAAUUUCAAGAAUGAAGAGGUAAAGAAAUCUUUGAGCCCUACUAAGGCUGGACUUGAUUCGCUUCCCAAGAGUUUGGUUAACGGCAAUGCUAACAAGGACAAUGCUGAUAAGCCCCCCAAAUUGAAGAUCUUUAUUGGGUAUGAUCCCCGUGAGGACAUCGCUUACGAGGUUUGCCGUUAUUCAUUGCUGAAAAGAUCUUCUAUCCCGGUUGAGAUUACCCCAAUUAAACAAUCUGAAUUGAGGGGAAAGGGUCUUUAUUGGCGUGAAAGAGGGAAGCUAGAGAGCACUGAAUUUUCGUUUUCGCGGUUUUUGACUCCCCAUUUAGCUGAUUAUGAAGGUUGGGCCAUGUUUGUUGAUUGUGAUUUUCUGUACCUUGGUGAUAUAAAGGAAUUAACCGAUUUGAUUGAUGAUAAAUUUGCUAUAAUGUGUGUACAACAUGAUUAUGCCCCUAAAGAAACAACCAAAAUGGAUGGGGCUGUGCAGACGGUUUAUCCGAGGAAGAAUUGGUCUUCCAUGGUUUUGUACAAUUGUAGUCACCCUAAAAAUAGGAUCUUGACUCCUGAGGUGGUGAACACAGAAUCAGGGGCAUUUUUGCAUAGGUUUCAGUGGUUGGAGGAUGAUGAGAUUGGGGAGAUUCCGUUCGUGUGGAAUUUUCUUGUGGGGCAUAACAGGGUUGUUGAGGGCGAUUCAAGCACAUUCCCUAAGGCAAUACAUUAUACAUUAGGAGGCCCAUGGUUCGAGGCAUGGAAGGAUUGUGAGUUUGGAGACUUGUGGUUGAAGGAGCUUGAGGAGUAUAAGAAGGCGAAAGAGAAGAAGGACCGCACUUUGUUGGCACAUCAUCGCUUUCGUGGUUGCUCCUGGAUCAAAUAGGAUGCAGAGUUUGUGUUUAGACUAGUAUGUUUUCUCAUCCGUAUGCAGAGCUACAAGCAUGCCUUUUGGAGAUCACCUGUGGUACUUAUAUAUGGUAGUAGUUUCUACAAGAGGGACAACUGUAGUGUUUCAACUUUUGCGCUACAAUCUCAGGCUUAACCCCAGAAAAACCUGGUUUCUCCCCCAUCAGAUGCAUGACAUUUAAGAGUCAGGCAGAAAUUCCAUACAAGAUGCAGUUUCAUUAUGUAUGCAUAUCUACUCCUCUUCCACAAUUGUAAUUCCUUUUCCCUGCUGUUCCAAAUUCUACUCGAGUAUUCAUCUCAGCAAGAAGAAUUGACAUCUAAUUCAAUCAACCUGACUAAGAAUUAUAUCUCUUCA